CCCAAGUCGGCCUCAGCAGAGCAAUCACAUAGAAAUCAAAACCGCGAUAUAGAGAUAUACGUACAUAGAUAUAUAACAGAGGAGAGAGAGAGAGAGAGAGAGAUGGAGUGUGUGUUCGGAAUGGUAGGCAAGGGUUUCGCUCUGGUAGUCGCCGAUUCAUCGGCAGUUCACAGCAUAUUGGUUCACAAAUCGAAUGAAGACAAGAUCAUGAUCCUCGAUUCUCACAAGCUCAUGGGCGCUAGCGGCGAACCCGGUGACAGAGCUCAAUUUACGGAGUACAUACAGAAGAAUGUGGCGUUGUAUCAGUUCCGCAAUGGCAUUCCGUUGACAACUGCAGCCGCUGCGAAUUUCACUCGAGGGGAGCUCGCCACUGCGUUGCGGAAGAGUCCAUACUCAGUGAAUAUUAUUCUGGCUGGCUACGACAAGGAGACAGGACCCUCCCUCUACUACAUCGAUUAUAUCGCCACCCUUCACAAGGUUGACAAGGCAGCAUUUGGUUACGGAUCAUACUUCUCACUUUCCAUGAUGGACCGACACUACCGCCCUGACAUGUCACUGGAUGAAGCAAUUGACCUGGUCGACAAGUGCAUAAUGGAGAUCCGGUCCAGGCUGGUCAUAGCACCCCCAAAUUUUGUCAUCAAAAUUGUCGAUCAGGAUGGAGCUAGGGAGUAUGGCUGGCGCGAAACUGUCAAAGAUUCUCACAUUUCUGAGGCAUGAUGUGUAUUGGGUUUGCGAGACUCUUACCUGUUUCUUAUUUGUCUUCACUGUUUGAUGGAUCGACUAGAAAAUUUUACCAUUGUGGAACUGUUUUUAAAUAUUUGAAGCACUCUUAUUUAAUUUUGCAAUAUGCUAUGUUCAGAAAAAUUACUUUUUCUUCAUCA
Messenger RNA from Camellia sinensis, 881 nucleotides. RefSeq names its product proteasome subunit beta type-2-B. The record is from RefSeq and is a predicted model, not a curated record. NCBI's taxonomy places the organism in Eukaryota, Viridiplantae, Streptophyta, Magnoliopsida, Ericales, Theaceae. Gene Ontology annotation, cellular component: proteasome core complex. Gene Ontology annotation, biological process: proteasomal protein catabolic process.